Messenger RNA from Colletotrichum chrysophilum, 1296 nucleotides. RefSeq lists its product as uncharacterized. The record is from RefSeq and is a predicted model, not a curated record. Bases 1 to 1296 code for a protein of 431 amino acids. Gene Ontology annotation, molecular function: polygalacturonase activity. The transcript has 3 exons. NCBI's taxonomy places the organism in Eukaryota, Fungi, Ascomycota, Sordariomycetes, Glomerellales, Glomerellaceae. Gene Ontology annotation, biological process: carbohydrate metabolic process.
AUGCUGUACGGUCAUCUGUUGUCGCUGGCUGUAUGCCUCGCGGCCCCUGCAGCUGCAGCUCCCUCCUGGGCCAACAGGUGUACCAUCGUCCCCUCAAAGGGCGACGCGUCGGACUCGCCUGCCAUUGCUGAGGCCUUCACCAAGUGCGCCAACAACUCCGAGAUCAUCUUCCCUGCCGGCGUCGAGUACAAGAUCUACGAACCCCUUGUCGCGAAGCUGAACAAUGUCAUCAUCAAGGUGCAGGGAAACCUGACCUUGCCUCAAGACAUUCCAGCCAUGCAGUCGCUUGUCGAGGCGAAGGGCGGCACCCUCACGUGGUUCCAAAUCGGCGGUACCAACGUGCAAUGGAUCGGCUCAUCUGAUCCUCAUGCCGGAUGGAUCAAGUCGCACGGACAGGCCUGGUGGGAUCUCAACCAGCCCGGUCAGGCGGGCACCCCCAACCGCCCUCAUCUCAUGCAGUUCAACGUCCAGAACGGCGUCAUGAAGCACAUGAAGUCCCUGAAGCCCAUCGGCUGGAACUUCUCCAUCAAGGGCAAGAACAUCACCAUCUCCGACACCGUCAUCGACGCCCGCUCCUCGAGCAGCGCGUUUCCCUUCAACACCGACGGCUUCGACGUCGGCGCCAAGGACGUGACCAUCACCAACAGCAACAUCUUCAACGGCGACGACGCCAUUGCGAUCAACGACGGCGCGAACAACGUUGUCUUCAAGCACGCGACCAUCGGCUUCGAGACGCACGGCAUGAGCGUUGGCUCCCUCGGAUCCAAGGUCGCGUCCGUUGCCGACGUGCAGAACAUCCGAUUCGAGGACGUCACCGUCAAGGGCGGAUUGUACGCUGCUCGCUUCAAGAGCUGGAUCGGGGGACAGGGUCUGGCCAAGAACAUCACCUGGAGCAACAUCCGUGUCGACAACGUGACUUUCCCUAUCUUUGUCACCCAGACAUACUUCAACCAGGCCAGUGCUGGCGGCGACAGACCCAACAACUCGUCUGUCAUGAUGGAGGACUUCACGUGGGAGCACUUCUCGGGCAAUAUUAACACAUAUAGCCCUGGUGAUGGAUCCUGCACUUCAGACCCUUGCUGGUACAAUGUUGGCCUCACCAACCUCACCCACACGGAAGCCGUCAUCAUUGAGUGCAACACCGAGAAGUCGUGCAAGAACUUCCAGACCAGAGACAUCAAGGUUCACCCGCAGAGCAAGAGCGAGUCCAAGCUAAUCUGCAUGAACGCGAUGCCUGAUCUGAACCCCCAGCUGGGUUUCGACUGCAAGAACGGCACGUUUGCUUCUACACUCUGA